Messenger RNA from Octodon degus (degu), 2582 nucleotides. RefSeq names its product coiled-coil domain containing 81 (gene Ccdc81). Lineage: Eukaryota; Metazoa; Chordata; Mammalia; Rodentia; Octodontidae. Bases 1 to 2331 code for a protein of 776 amino acids. The transcript has 17 exons. Gene Ontology annotation, cellular component: centrosome. The record is from RefSeq and is a predicted model, not a curated record.
AUGGUGUGCAAUGGGAGGAGGGUAGAAAACAAUGGGACUUGCUUAACCUUCAUUCAAGAAACGCGAGGGAACUGUGCCCGGAGGAAGGUCAGGCACUUACGGCGCGGACGGGGGCGGAAGGCGUCCCGGCGCGGCUGGGGCACCAGGCCGGGUGGCUGCCGCGAGGAGAACGCCGCCGCCGAGGUGCGCGUUCGGCGCAGCCCGCCUCCGCGAGGCCCUAGCGACCGCGCCGGCGUCUGUUGCGUCCUAGCAACCCGCCGCGCCCUCCUCUCCGCCCGGGGCUCCUCCAGCCCGCCCGCCCGCCGUCCCGCACCCGCCCGCGUCCGUCCCGCUCCUGCCCGCACGGCGCUUGCGCCCGUGGAGCCGCGCCGGACAGCGUCAGGCGCCCUGCGGUCACCGCCUUCCGAGAGCCGGAUCCAGGGACUGGAGCGGCGAGAAACGAAUGAAGUCUCUACUAUCUGGGGAAAUGUUUCAGAAUUUGUGGAACGACAGCUAACCUUGCAUAAGGGGGUUCAGAUUCCAGGGCUUGGAACUUUCACAUUCACAAGACAAAAGCUUGAGGUGGGGAACAACAAGUUCAUUCUAAUCCAGAGGCCUGUGUUCAUCAUGACUGAGAAGUUAGUGCAGAUCCACGCGCUCAAGCAGAACAAAGUCUACUCUCCUGGUGACAUCCCAGUUAUUCCACUUAAUUUUGUCAUGAUAUCCCUGGACAGUCCAUUUUCCAGGGAUACGGUGGAAGGAUGUGUUAAGGAGACGUUGCUUUUUUUAUCGCGAUCCAUUGCCGUGAAAAAAAAUGUGGCAUUUACGUUUAAAGGAAUUGGGAUACUCCUGAUCAGAGACAGCAAAGUGAAGAUGAAAUUUUAUAAAGACUUCCUUUGUACUGUGGAUGCAAGUGGGACACUGAUGAAAGCCCUAGCCAACAGGCCCGGCACUGUGGACUCCGUGUUGUCUUCCAGAGAGGCCAUUGGGAAGCGGCCUGGCAGCAUACUUGCGUUCCCAAGGAUUGAGCACAAAGAUAUGGAUAACAAAGCACCCAUGGAGACCAUUGCAGAAGAAGGUGAAGGGAACAGACCCAGGAAAUAUAAGUCGAAAGGCCACUCAGAAAAAGAAGAAGGCGUCAGAGACAUCUCAUCACCCAAGAGACUUCAAGAUAGACAAGCCUCCCCUCCCAAAGUGACAAAUGUCAGCUUGCUGGACAAAGUGGAACAAAGUGGGAAUGGUGGGAAGAAUGCGAUCUCCGAGAGACUAUCACCUCCAGGUUGUCCGAAUAGUGACAACGAAGCAAAGCCAGCAGCGUCGCUAGCUCUUGUUUGCCGUGAUCAUAGUAAGGCAGGACAGGAAAUGUGCUAUGUGUGUUUGCAACGAGCACAACGGAAUUUCCCAUUGUACUACAGCGAGGAGAGGAGGAAGAGGGAGACCAAAGAUGAGCAGCUCCUGCAGCAGUAUCAGAUGUUGAAAGAUCAGGAGGCUUUCGUCAAGCACCAGAUGAACAUUUUGGCAGCUAGAGAACAGAAUCAGAAAAACGCUGCCUAUAAUCUUGGAGUUGCAGAAGCCAUAAGAAAUCACAAGCAUGAGAAGCCGGAAUUUUAUAAAUCUUUUCUAUUCUAUAAGCGGCCACUUAGUCCUGAGAUUAAUGCUCUUAGACAAGAGGAAUAUUCCCAAAGUCUCCUGAAACAAAUGGAAAACAGACGGGAAAAGGAAAUCACACAAAGACAAAACAGAGAGUUGAUGGACCGCCUAGAACAAGUGCAACUCACAGAGGAACUUGCUGCUCAAAGAGCCAAAUAUUUAAAAGAUAAGAUGGAAGAGACACAGUGUUACAAGAGAGCUUUGGAUGCCCAGAUAAAGAACAAACCCUUCCAGUUGCCCGUAUUUGAACCAGACUCGUGCGAACCUAUUUUCAUUAAUAAUGAGGAUGAGCUGAAGGUGGAAAGGCGAAAGCGAGAACAGAAUUACAUGAAGCACCAGCUGGAGACAGCGGCUAGCGGCAAGAGGAAAGCCAUCCUACAGCAGCUGAUGGAGCAGAAGCGGGAUCUGCAGAUGCUCCAGAGGACGAGGACAGAGCACUUGGCAGACAGAAGUGCGGAGUUGGCGCGCAUGAGAAGCAUGAACCAGAGUCUGCAGGAGGACUGGGAGAGGAGCGCCGCCAUGAAGAGGCGGCGGGACCUGGAGGAAAAGGCCUUUGAGCGGGCGUCUGACAAGCUGUUCCUCCUGGACCAGUGUGAGAAGUACCCGCGCUGCAGGCAGUGCCAGAAGCGCAUCUCCAACGUGGGUGAGAGCAACCUGUGGCCCAGCAACAAGUUUUUGCACGGCUCCCGGCUGCUUGUGUAAAGCUUGAAAUUCAGUCCUGCGAUUCACGGAGAACUUUCACAAACACCUUUUAAAUAUUUGGAGUAAUUAUGAAACUGCACAUUCACCUCAGAGGAAGAAACGUUAUUCAGGUUUGGUGCUUUGGCCAGGUUGCUUUAGUGACCUGUUGUUGGAUUAGUUUCUGUUCCUGUCUUCCCACCACCCUUACUUGUUCCUGUAACCAGCCUUUGGUGGCGGCGAAGGUAUCCGGAUAGUUCUGAGGACUAGAACCU